Molecule: messenger RNA, 4438 nt
Organism: Salvelinus fontinalis (brook trout)
Lineage: Eukaryota; Metazoa; Chordata; Actinopteri; Salmoniformes; Salmonidae
Exons: 9
Coding region: 2727-4199 (490 amino acids)
Source: RefSeq, a predicted model, not a curated record
UAUAUAGACUUAUUUUUCUACUGUAUUAUUGACUGUAUGUUUUGUUUAUUCCAUGUGUAACUAUGUCUUGUUGUAUGUGUCAAAUUGAUAUGCUUUAUCUUGGCCAGGUCGCAGUUGCAAAUGAUAACUUGUUCUCAACUAGCCUACCUGGUUAAAUAAAGGUGAAAUAAGGUGCAUAGUACUCAUAGCAAAAAUAAGGUGAAAUAAAAAAAUAAAAAAUAAAAAUCAAUACACAUGAGCUGAACUACUAGUUUUAAGAGCUAACCUGUUUGACAUACUCUUCAAUUCUAUCCCAAAACAGGGCCUCCCGGGUGGCGCAGUGGUCUAGGGCACUGCAUCGCAGUGCUAACUGCGCCACCAGAGUCUCUGGGUUCGCCCCCAGGCUCUGUCGCAGCCGGCCGCGACCGGGAGGUCCGUGGGGCGACGCACAAUUGGGCCAGCGUCGUCCGGGUUAGGGAGGGUUUGGCCGGUAGGGAUUUCCUUGUCUCAUCGCGCUCCAGCGACUCCUGUGGCGGGCUGGGCGCAGUGCACGCUAACCAAGGGGGGCCAGGUGCACGGUGUUUCCUCCGACACAUUGGUGCGGCUGGCUUCCGGGUUGGAGGCGCGCUGUGUUAAAGAAGCAGUGCGGCUUGGUUGGGUUGUGCUUCGGAGGACGCAUAGCUUUCGACCUUCGUCUCUCCCGAGCCCGUACGGGAGUUGUAGCGAUGAGACAAGAUAGUAAUUACUAGCGAUUGGAUACCACGAAAAUUGGGGAGAAAAGGGGAUAAAAAAUAAAUAAAAAAUUGUAUCAGAAAACAUUUACUGAGAAAUGUUAUUUGACAUCCCACCUGAAUUGUAUAACAACUGGCAUGACAACAUUUCAUUGGCCUUGUCAUGCUUAAUUGUAGAUCCUUCAACCGAAGUCAAGAGUGCGACUCCUCAUAGUAUGUUGUACCAAAGUUGACUGACUGAAAGGGAACUUCUGUCUGUAUGGUAUUAGGUCAGUGCCAUUUAAGAUUAGGGAGGGCAAUAAAAAAAAAGCAUGGCCUUAUUUCUAUUACAGCAUUUUGGAUGACUGUCAUUCAUAUUCCAUUCACCCAGCUCAAUGUAACAUCGACAGGUUUAGGCUACUACGUCAUACUCAAAUUUGCCCUAUACCCAUCAUGAGGUUGCUACAAACUAGCCUACAAAUUAAAGUUUAUAACAUUAGGUUCACAGGUUGACAGACAAAUUGGAGUAGUCAAGGUGACAGACAGUGACACAUCCAAUACCACCUUGCAUACUCUUGCCUACAUCUAGCUGAUCUAAAGUCUAAUCAUUAGUCCAAAUUUAAAUAAGUUUAUUGGACAAAAUUCAGGUAGGUCCAUCCCCGUUUCGUUCCGUUUGCUUACGUUUAUUAAAAAAAAAAAGUUUUGCAAAGGAAUUGGCGGAAUGAAUACGCUCCUGAUCCCCCGCACACACAGUUCACUUUCAUAGCAGCCAUACAAACUGCAUCAUCACAUUUACGUGCUCUCCUCCUCUCACAUUUUCGCUUCGACUGUGGACUUCAAUGUGCAACACAACAGCUGUCUGUGACCUCUCCAAGCCAAACCUUAAUACCAUAACCACUACACACAGCCUACAUCGUUGUCCCCAUAUUAGCUAAUGUCAGUCAACAUAGCUACUACAACUAACGCAUUAUUAAACCAACAAACCAAUCCAUGUGUACAAAUACGCAGUACAGUGUACCGCAAGCAGUUUAGCAGUUACACUGGCGGGCCCCGGUGACAAAUUAAUACAACUGAAAGCUUUAGCCAGCUAGCUAACAUAAAUAUCAUUCCUCUCUGAGUCAGGUUGUUGAGUAUGCUAAAUUAGCUGCAUUAGGUAUCGUAAGUGAAACUGAAAAUGUAUCUUUGCUGCUUCUCAAUGUUUGAAGAAAUUAACCUUUGUCUUUCUCCCUCUUUUGAUUCAACUACUCACAUUUUUUUGCACUGCAGUGCUAGCUAGCUGGAAAGUAUGAUUUGACUACUAGAUUAAUUCUCUGAUCCUUUGAUUGGAUGGACAACAUGAGCUCUGAUAGAUUGGAGGACUUUCUCCAGAAGUCAUCAUAAUUACUGUAUAAGUCUAUGGAAGGCGGUGAGAACCAUGAGAAUCCUAGGUUUUGUAUUGAAGUCAAUAUACACAGGGGAGGACGGAAAAUACCUGUCCUCCAGCUACACCAUGGUGCUUACCUUAGAGUGCUGUUGAGGCUACUGUAGACCAUUGCAAAACAGUGUUUUUUUAUCAAUUAUUUGGUGACGUGAAUAUAUUAAGUAUAAUUUUUAUUUAAAAAAAAUGUACUUUAAUGUUUCACAAUUGUUAUUUUUAUGUUGGUCCUCCCCUUCCUCCUCUGAGAAGCCUCCACUAGACUGUAGACAGUCAGUAGACAUGGAGGAUGGGAAGCCUGAUCUGCUGCUAGUCAAAGAGGAGACAGAGGAUGAACCAGAGAGCAUUGACCUGCUGAGUGGACUAAAGAUGGGGGAGCAAGGUAGAUGGCUGGAGGCUAACAGCGGAGCCUGGGCUGCCAUCUUUGAUUCCCAGAUGCAGACCGGUGCAGCCAAGGGCCCGGGGGAAGACAUCACUGAGCAGGCCAAGACCAUAGCGGAGGUGAAGGACGUCUCACUGGAGGCCACAGGACCUUUGUGAAGCCGGCGGGACACAAUACAUGGAGAGAUGGUCAACAGAUCACUGUUGAUGAGGGGAAUGGAACCCCAACCCAGCACAUUAUCAUGGUAGAGUCUGCAGAUGCAGAGGCUGCAGGUCCUGGGGUCAAGCAGGAGAGGACUGAAGGAGAGGAGGACCUACGGCACAGCGGAGACGUCCAGACUGAAGAGUCUGGAGCGCCCCCUGUAGCCACGGAGGACCCCACCACCACCCCAGCGCAGCUAAGGGACCGACGCAGCAUCACGGAGGAGGAGCAGGGUUCAGAUGUGCUGCUGAUGUGUGAGGAGGGUCUGGGGAACUCUAAGGAGACCAUGGUCAUGGAGGAAAACCAGACUACACCACCACCUGAACCCACAGAGGAACCAGUUGAGCAGCACAGGACCAAACAUAGUCUCACUGAGUCAGUAGACAUGGAGGAUGGGAAGCCUGAUCUGCUGCUGGUCAAAGAGGAGACGAUAGAAGACGGUCCAGAGAGCAUUGACCUGCUGAGUGGACUAAAGAUGGGGGAGCAAGGUGGUUGGCUGGAGGCUAACAAAUACUGGGUGGCUGUCUUGGAUUCUCUGACCCUGACUGGUGCAGCUAAGGGCUCGCAGGACGAUAUCACUGAGCAGGCCAGGACCAGAGGCGACAUAUUGGAGUCUGCAGUCCAUGAAGACCUGCUGAUAUCCGGUGUUACUGGCGGGAGAGACUGGACCUCUGAAGCGGCUGGUCACAAACCUUGGCCCCGGAUCAGGACCAUGGAUCAGGAGCCGUCACUCUUCCUUCCCCAGUCAGAACCUGGACCGAACCACGGGGGACAGAGACUCCACCACCACCACACAGAACACAACCAGUGGGCAGGUGGACUGAACAACCUCAGUCCUGGUGGUCAGCAGAGAGACGGAGGCUCCAGUCAGGGAUCCAGUCUGCAGCCCAGACCCUUCUCUUCACAGUCUCAGUGCAGGGAUGGAGCAGGGCCUGGGGCUGAUAGAGACAGACCCUCCUGUUCCUAUAAUACAAACACCACAGCAUCCAUGAUGAAUAGAGCAGGUCACCCUGGGCUUCAGCCUUCACAGAGAGUGGUGGGAGACCCCCCUGGUGGUAGUCUAUCAGCAAAUCUGUCUUCUCCUUCAGGGUCUCAUCUAAUGCCUGGUGACUGGGUUCUUAGAAAGCCUGGACCUGGGUCUAGCCUUCCUCAGUUACCUCAUGGUUACCUCAUGAAUACAGACAGGGUCAGGAUGGGCAUUCGCCUAGCCUAUAACACAACACACAAUCCCAACAACACCCAAACAAUGGCUAGAGGUCAAGGAGGGAGCUCAAAGACUAAUCAACUGAGGGUGGGUCCUGCUUCUACCUCCUCUGGUGUCAUUGGGUCACAACAUGGGAGGCCGAGCGCUAGGACGGACACAGACAUGCCGUACGCCUGCCCCACGUGUGGGAAGCGCUUUGCUGAGGCAAAUUAUGUGAAGACGCACCAGACCGUUCACACCCUUCAAGUGCAAACUAAACUACAAGAGCUUAUCAGACAUAGGAGUGUCCACAACGAGGAGAAAUCGUAGCAGUGCGUUGUCAGAUGUACGCAGGGGAUGUCAGGGAAUCAUUCUUUACCUGGCAUAUUGUUGUUAUCGUGUGAAGUGUCUUGGGGUAAGAGGGUAAUUAACCACAUACCCCUCAUUAACCCGCUGUUUAACUUGUUUUUAAGAGACAGUAAACCUGGGCUAGAACAAGGACAGUUUAAUAUUUACCUUACUGAGGUGAUGUAGAUGGAAUAAAGUUGUUCUAUUCUGUUCUUUCUAAA